Messenger RNA from Mytilus californianus (California mussel), 5193 nucleotides. RefSeq names its product receptor for retinol uptake stra6-like. Gene Ontology annotation, molecular function: retinol transmembrane transporter activity; signaling receptor activity. Gene Ontology annotation, cellular component: plasma membrane. Bases 132 to 2090 code for a protein of 652 amino acids. NCBI's taxonomy places the organism in Eukaryota, Metazoa, Mollusca, Bivalvia, Mytilida, Mytilidae. The record is from RefSeq and is a predicted model, not a curated record. The transcript is spliced from 18 exons. Gene Ontology annotation, biological process: vitamin A import into cell.
CGUCUAUGGUGGGACAAUUUGCGUGGUGUGAUUCUAUUUUCAUUUAAAAAACUUUUGUUCAACACAUUUUAAAUCUGAGACAUUCGAUUGUGGAUAUUUUCUUCCAGUGAUUUAAAGAUAAAUAAUUUCCAAUGUCUUUAGAAUUCCUUUCAACUCUUCAGUCAGUAUACGAUGGGUUUCAAGAUACCAACUCAUCCCAAAACAAUGCCGUUUGUACAGAAGUAAUACCGCACCAAACACUUUACCAGUUUCUUUUGAUACCAGCGGUUGUGUUUACAUUACUCCUGGCGUUUGCUGAAAAACGUGUGUAUAUGUGUCUACAAUGUCUGUCUGGGAGACCUGGUGUUGUAUAUCCAAUGGAUAUCAUGGGAAGAUCCAGUAGAGUGUCUUAUGCAGCAGCUUUUGGGGCCACAGCGUCUUUGUGUUCUAGUGUUAUUUUCGAACAAAAAUAUGCAGUGGAGUUGGGUGGAGCUUCAUUUGUUAAAGUGUUUGCUAUACUGUUAUCCAUGCUGAUUUAUGGAUUGGAUUUCAUGCCUUUGUUUACCGCAAUUACUGCCAACUCAUCACUAGGAUUUGCAGUAGGCACUCUUUAUGCCUGGGCUUUUACACUCAUCAGUUUCUUCAGGAAUUUUUACUGUGAUAAUUUAACCGUGUCAGCAGUGUUCAUUAUCAUAGCUCGUAGUCUACCAGAGCUGCUGUGUCACUUGUACCUUUCUAUAAGCUUACCUGUCAGAUUUGUCCGAUCACUUUGGAGAAAGAGACACCACCAGGACCUAGCAGUUGACUUUGAAGAUGAAGACGAUAUAUUUGAUUCAAUAAAGCGGUCAUAUCAAGGUUUACAUGUCGUUAAGUUGUUUAAACCACCCAAAGCUGAACCACAGCAACCAAAUGGUUUGAAAGACAAAAUAAUAUCGAUUUUUAAAGGAAUUUACCAUAAGGUAGUCUACUCACGACUUGAGGAUUUCAGAUAUUCCACCAGAAUGUUGUCAGUUUCAGUUGUAUCGUUUAUUCUUAUAUAUCAGGUAUACGUUGAAUUGUUAGUUACUAUCAUUGGUUUGGUGGACAUUUUUUUCACAUUUAUGGUCUUUGUUAUAGACACGACUGACGAUGAUUUAAAAUGGGUUAUAGGAUUGACAUUUUAUGUUGUUAAUUCUGUUUAUAUUAGCUUAAUCGUAUCCUUGACUAUUAGCUUUGUCGUGGGUGUAAUAAUGAUUGUUCAUACCCUAGCGUCUUACAGGACUUUGCUGUUGGGCUUAUAUAAAGGUGACAAUGGUCAUUUGACCCCGAAAGAAGAAAAAUCGAACUCAACUCUGUUGAUUGGUAGUAUGCGAUAUGCUGGUUACCAGGUAGCAUAUGUAGCUUGGGGUUAUUUUAUCCAGUUCCUGCUACUUUUUAUUGUGGCUAUAGUACUAGCAGUUAUUAUUAUUCUGGUUAUAAAUGGUUUUCAUGGUUGGCUAGUUACUACUCUGCAUAAUGUUUGGCCAGUUUUAUUAUCCUCGUUAGUGGUUAAUAUAAUACAAAAACUUAUGUGUACCUUUGCAUUUUUACAACAAAGAGGAAAGGUACUAGCAAUAGAUAAUAGACGAGUGUUUUUUAUAGUAGUUUACUUCAUGUUUUUCUACAACAUAUUUCUUGGUUUGGUGUCUUGUUUAUUGAGAAUUAUAAAAGCCAUGGGAUUAGGUGCUUUAUUUCUGCCUCGGCUGGAUCAUAGCACACUUCCUAGAAAGUUUCAGUGGUUUGACCCAGGUUUUGAUGCUUUUUGUGGUUUCAUGCAUGUCGAAAAUGCUCACACUCAUCCAGUAGUGUUAACAUUUAUAAGUCUAGUGCAGGCUGAAAUCAUAGAGAAGAAAAGGGCAGCACAAAAUAUUUCAUUAGAAGGAGUAGAAAAUGGUACAAUGAUGCUCAAACCAAAGCGACCAAUUAAUACAGUCGCUAGGUUUAAAUGGAAACUGGCAUAUACCUUAAUAAAGAAUCCGCAGUUAUUUAUACAACGAAAAGAUGCAAUGAUGCAGAUAUUCAAACAGAGGGAAAUCGAGGCAGAGGUGGAUGAUAAGAAUAUACAUAUUGAAAUAUUAGGUGCUAAGAUGUAAAUUUUUGCAAAUUUAUAGAGUGUUCGGUUUCAAAGACGAAAGCAUACGUUGCUUAUUUUUGAAAUAGAACACAUCAAGAUUCACUCAGUUUAAUUUUGACUGUUUGAGCAAUAAUAUAUUAGAAAAUGUGGUAUGAUUCUCAAUUAGAAAACUAUCCACCAUUUAACAAGUGACAGGAUGUAUGGAUUCGCAACCAAUGUUACUACCAAUUUGAAAAUAUGUACAUGAAGUUAUUUGAAAUUUACACAUAUAACCUUAUAGCAUAUAUUGUGAAUUUAAAAAAAAAUACAUUACAACUAAGUUACUGUUUACUGUUAAUGAUAAGUUGUUGAUUAAUGUUUGGUGUGUAACUGUUGUUUUAAAAUAAGGAAAGAAGAGAAUGGGGUUAUAAAGGAUUUUUUUUCCAAGUAGCAUAUUGUAGUUCACAAGCUUUCGAGUUCAAUAUUUUACACUGAGAGGAAAAUAUGCAAUAACCCUUUUGAUAAUAGUAAAGUACUAAAUAUAUCAAUACAAUAAUAUACCAUUACAGUGUAAUUUUAAAGAUUUAGGCACUUCGUUGAAAUUCUUUCAAAUUGUUUGGCAGCAACAGUAGUUGUAUCACUCAUUCUGUCAUGAUUUUCAUUUGUUUGUUUUAAAGUGUAAUAGCGAUUCAUUUGUUUUUACGUUUUUCAAUUUCAUAUUAUUACCAAUAAUGACGAAAAGUAAAUCAAUCUCCAAAUAUAUAUAUAAGAAAUCUACAGGAAAAAAUUGGUAACACAUUUUUAUAUAAUAUACUUUUUAUUUAAUUUUUUCGUAUUUUAUAUACAAAUUGACUUUUUGGAUAUUUUUACAAGAAUAUUUAUGUUACCUUUUUACAUUUUUAAAUCGAUUUCUUAUCUUUGAAAUUAGUUUUUUUUUCUCUUGAUCAAAUGAAAUCCAUAGUGACUUUUAUAUUUUUAUAUUACUAACAGUGUAUAUUACAAUGAGUAUACAAUUGAACACGAAUGUAAUAUAUCGAACACACUUUUUAUCAUUUUUUAAUUCAUAGAGAUUUAUUUUUUUUUAAACAAAUAUUCCCUCACAAUUUUAACUUUAAAUGUUUUGUUGUGUCUAUGAUAUUGUAUCUAUUUUCUCUCAAGUAAAUGACAGAUAAUGUAGUUCAAUGGUCGUAAAGUGUGAGGUUACUCAGACACCUACUUCUUGUUUUAGAUACUUUGCAUUACGAGCUGUGUUCUUAGCACGAUGACGCGUACAUUUUUGCAAAAGUUUCUGAAUAAGUCAGUUGAAGUGGAAGCACCAAUGAUAAGUCGAUGAUAAUUGGAAAUUUGGAAUUCACGUGUAAUACCAUUUUCAUGGAAAUUAUUUGGUUCCUAAGCUCAAUGGGGGUCAGUUGAUUUUGCGCAGUUCAAGUUGCAUGUUCAAAUUUGUGAUAAGGUCAGUUAAAGUGGAACCGCUAAUGGGUAGUCAAUGAUAUUUUGCAUGCAAAUGUGUAACAGUUAGCUCUUGUCAUUUCCAUGGAAAUUAUUUUGUCUUGGCCCACAGUUAUGUAUGGUGCAUUAAUUUCGAAACGUUACCAUGGUUACGCAGUUUAAAUUUUCAAAAUUUGUUAUUAUGACAGUAUUAAAGGAACGACUGGUGACAAAUCAAUGAUGUUAUUAUGCAGUUGUAUUGGCAUCGGAAUAUUGCAUUUCAAAGGAUAUUAUUUAGCUCCGCCCCUGAGUAAUUUGUGUAUUGAGUUUUGAAAUUUUGAAUUUGAAACAUUAGGUCAGAUUAUGUUUAAACAUAAUGGUAAGUCAAUCUUUCCAGUGACACGUCUCAAUUCCAUGACAAUUAUCUGAGGUAAUUUUAAGUGGAACCAAUAAGUUACGUUGACUCGAUGACAUUUUGUAUGCAGACAUCUCAAUCUAUUUGAUUUGAUUUGACUUUUGGUGUUUUAACACCACUUUUAAGCACCGCUUUUGGGCUAUUUCGUGGCGGCCAGUAUUUAUUUGUGGAAGAAGCCGGAGUGCCCGGAGAAAACCACCGACCUUCGAUAGGAAAACUGACAAUCCUAGUCAAUUAAGAUUGGAGUCGAGUGCACCCGCACGAGCGGGGUUCGAACUCACAACCUCAGUGUUGACUGGCUAGUGAUUACAGUAGUAACUACUUAGACAACUCGGCCACCGAGGCCCCUCAUCUCAAUCGAUAUUAUUUGGCCAGCCCCUCAGUCAUGGUCCAUUGACUUUGAAACUUUUGCAUAGUUAACAUGUUAUAGUUUGUCAUUAGGCAGAUUUAUAUAAUAAUACAUCAGAGUUAAGAUGGGAAUAAGGUUAUAACUUGUGUAUGAUGAUUAUGAUGGAAAUUAGUCACGUGUUAGAGCAUUUAAGUAAGACUUUUGUUUGCUUUUGAGUUUUAUUGUACUUAUUUCCUCUUUAUUAUAUUGUAUUGUACAUAUAGGCUACCAUUUUAAUUGGAUAAAGUUUAACAUUUGCAUUUAACUGUCGAAAUUAUACACCGCGACCAUCACUCUUUGUCAACAGUGUAUUAUCAUUUAUCUGCAUAUUUUCCAGCUUAAAUUAAAAUAAAAUAAGUAAAGAAUGUUUAUGUUAUUAAUAAGAUACUUAUUUAAAAAUUGUUUUAAAAAUUUCGUUUAGGACUUUUUAGUCACAUAAAUUGACUAAGCUUUGGUUUUCUCGGACUUUUUCUCUCUGCUUUCGUGGAAAACAUUGUUAAUUGAUGUAAAUUAGUUUGUAUAUCAACUAGCUUUGAUGAGGGUAUAGCUUCACUUUUUGCACUAUUUUAGAUAUUUGAUGAAAAUCUUUUACGCUGAAGAUAUUGACUAAUUGCUACCUCAUUUGUAUUAUUAUUUUUUUAAAUGUAACCUAUAAAUUUAGUGCGAGUAAUUUAUUUUGUUAAAUUGCAAAAAAACUAUGUGUAUGUCUUCCGGUGUAUGCUGUAUUUAAUGUUCAUCUUAUUCUUGUUGUUUUAUAUGCUUACCUUACAAUAAUAAAGACUAAUUCUAUAAUGUAACGUUUUACUACUCUUAUAUUUAAAUUUAUUUUUCUAUCAAAAGCUAAUAGAUUUGAAAUGAAAUGGUAUUUUUGAUCUGAAUAUGUCCAAUGAAAUGAAUAAAAAUAUUAUUUAA